Messenger RNA from Myxocyprinus asiaticus (Chinese sucker), 4580 nucleotides. RefSeq names its product sodium-coupled neutral amino acid transporter 3-like. The transcript is spliced from 16 exons. Gene Ontology annotation, molecular function: glycine transmembrane transporter activity; L-glutamine transmembrane transporter activity. The record is from RefSeq and is a predicted model, not a curated record. The coding region runs from base 325 to 1737 and encodes 470 amino acids. Gene Ontology annotation, biological process: glycine transport; L-glutamine transport; L-histidine transmembrane transport. NCBI's taxonomy places the organism in Eukaryota, Metazoa, Chordata, Actinopteri, Cypriniformes, Catostomidae.
AACAUGUAAGGGUACACCUCAAUGCAUAACAAGAAUUAGGUCAGUAUAUGUUAAAAGUUUAAGGGUCCAGCUUUAUGGGAUAAAGACUAAAGUGCAGCAUGGGUAUGGGAUGUCACGUUCUGUGGAUAUUUAUAAGGCAUUUCAGGAAAGGGGUGUCAAAUCUCACUGAACUCGGUAACCUCAGUUUUAUUGACUGUUGGUUUUUCACAGGCUUGGUGAAAAUGUGCAAAUUUUUGAAGAUCUACAUUAGAGAAAACCCAUCACAAUUAAUAGGACGACAUUAUCUAACUGCUCAAAAGAGAAAAAGAAAGACAAAAUUACACAAUGGAACUUCAGAAACUAACAAACGGUCACCACCAGGACUUUCAACAUCUUGAGGAGGGAGAGUCACCUGAACGAGAGGAGUUUUUACCACACAAGAGUGAUGGAGGAAAACCCCCUCAGUUUACAGAUUUUGAAGGAAAGACUUCGUUUGGGAUGUCUGUCUUCAACCUUAGCAAUGCCAUCAUGGGUAGUGGGAUUCUGGGACUGUCCUAUGCCAUGUCCAACACUGGUAUCAUCCUCUUCCUGGUUUUGUUGACCAGCAUUGCUGUCCUGUCAUCAUACUCUGUCCAUCUUCUACUGAGGAGUGCAGGGGUUGUGGGCAUUCGCGCGUAUGAACAACUUGGUAAACGAGCAUUUGGACACCCAGGGAAAAUUUUGGCAGCUGUUGUCAUAACAAUGCAUAACAUUGGUGCUAUGUCUAGCUACCUCUUCAUUGUGAAGUAUGAAUUACCUUUGGUUAUACAGGCUUUCCUUGGUCUUCAGCACAGCAGUGGUGAGUGGUUCCUGAAUGGCAACUAUCUGAUCGUCAUUGUGUCCAUUUGCAUCAUCUUUCCACUUGCCCUCAUGAGACAGCUUGGGUACCUGGGCUACACCAGCGGCUUUUCUCUGACAUGUAUGGUUUUCUUCCUGAUCUCAGUCAUCUAUAAGAAGUUCAACAUCCCUUGUCCUUUUGACGGUUUCAGUAACCACACCGCUGACAACAUAUCUAUUGAUGGAGAAUGUGAAGCCAAAUACUUCACCAUCAACCAGCAGACAGCCUACACGGUCCCAAUCUUGGCUUUCGCUUUUGUAUGCCACCCUGAGGUGCUGCCAAUCUACACUGAACUGCGCAAUCCCACAAAGAGACGCAUGCAGGCCAUUGCCAACGUGUCCAUCCUGGGGAUGUUUGUCAUGUAUCUGCUCACUGCCAUCUUUGGCUACCUCACCUUUUAUUUAAGCACAGAGGCAGAACUUCUUCACACCUACAGUAAGGUGGAUCCUCUGGACACUCUCAUCCUAUGUGUGCGUCUGGCUGUGCUGGUGGCCGUCACUCUAACAGUUCCCGUUGUGCUCUUCCCGAUUCGCAGAGCCCUUCUGCAGCUACUGUUCCCUGAUAAGCCCUUUCACUGGGUGCGUCACAUCGCCAUCGCUGUGUGUCUCCUCUUUGUUGUCAACCUGCUCGUCAUAUUCGUGCCCAACAUCCGUGACAUCUUUGGUAUCAUUGGUGCUACUUCUGCCCCGAGUUUGAUCUUCAUCCUCCCAGGUCUCUUUUAUAUCCGAAUCGUUUCCACUGAGCAAGAGCCAAUAAACUCCAGGCCAAAAAUUCAGGCUGCCUGCUUCACUGCUCUGGGCUUCAUCUUUAUGGGCAUGAGCUUAACGUUCAUCUCACUGGAUUGGAUCUACGGGGAGAACCGAAGUGGGGGAGGUCACUAAUUUUCACCAACAAAACAGUAAGGGUCCAAACAGCCUGUUGAGAGAAACACCACCUAAGAGAAAGCCAAACAUUACUUAAAGGCUGCUGGACCCAUCUCACCUCAGAUCUGUUGUCCCACUGAGUUAGGAAAGGACCAAUGUCCUGCCAUCUUUAAAAUUAAAUGUGGAUCAGUCCUAUGAUGUUUCAUGUUGGAUGAUUUCUGGGGGACACAGAAAUGUCAUGCCCUUUGAGGCAGUAGUGUGAUCCUGUGAUCCAGAAAACAGUCAUUUCCCUUCACACGCUCCGUAACGAUAAAUUAUGUUGGUUUUGUUGAAACCCCAAAAACCUUUAAAGUUGUGCAAAGAAGGAUACAGUUUGAACAACAGUCAUAAAGGUACAGCUGAAGCCAAAAAAUAAACGACUGGAGAAGUUUCAUUCUCCUGCAGAGGAAAAAACACUUACUUUUGUCUGUUGUCCCAAUUAAGUUCAGGACAUAGUCCCAGAGUGCAAUGCUAGGGAAAUAGAAAACAAUUUAUUUUCCCUCAAAAAUUUUGAUCCAUUACACUACAAUAAGAUUUGUUAAAAAAACAAAAACAAAAAACAAACAGUCAUAUAUGAUCAGAAAUCAAAAACAUACAUAAUCUCAGAAUGGCUUUGAUAAAAGCUGCAGACCUAAACUGAAACUACAUACUGCAUAUAUAUAUAUAUAUAUAUAUAUACAGCAUAUACAUUGGCUGCCAAAAGUUUGGAAUAAUGUACAGAUUUUGCUCUUAUGGAAAGAAACUGGUACUUUUAUUCACCAAAGUGGCAUUCAACUGAUCACAAUGUAUAGUCAGGACAUUAAUAACAUGAAAAAUUACUAUUACAAUUUGAAAAAAAUGUUCAGAACUUCUUAAACUACUUCAAAGUGUUCUCAUCAAAAAAUCCUCCACAUGCAGCAAUGACAGCUUUGCAAAUCCUUGGCAUUCUAGCUGUCAGUUUAUUCAGAUACUCAGGUGGCAUUUCACCCCACGCUUCCUGUAGCACUUGCCAUAGAUGUGGCUGUCUUGUCGGUCUCACGCACCUUACAGUCUAGCUGAUCCCACAAAAGCUCAAUGGGGUUAAGAUCCAUAACACUCUUUUCCAAUUAUCUGUUGUCCAAUGUGUUUCUUUGCCCCCUCUAACCGUUUCUUUUUGUUUUUUGUUCUGUUUCAAAAGUGGCUUUUUCUUUUCAAUUCUUCCCAUAAGGCCUGCACCCGAGUCUUCUCUUUACUGUUGUACAUGAAACUGGUGUUGAGCAGGUAGAAUUCAAUGAAGCUGUCAGCUGAGGACACGUGAGGCAUCUAUUUCUCAAACUAGAGACUCUGAUGUACUUAUCCUCUUGUUUAGUUGUAUAUCUGGGCCUUCCACAUCUCUUUCUGUCCUUGUUAGAGACAGUUGUCCUUUGUCUUUGAAGACUGUAGUGUACACCUUUGUAAGAAAUCUUCAGUUUUUGGCAAUUUCAAGCAUUGUAUAGCUUUCAUUCCUCAAAACAAUGAUUGACUGACGAGUUUCUAGAGAAAGCUGUUUCUUUUUUUGCCAUUUUUGACCUAAUAUUGACCUUAAGACAUGCCAGUCUAUUGCAUACUGUGGCAACUCAAAAACAAACACAAAGACAAUGUUAAGCUUCAUUUAACGAACCAAAUAGCUACAUUAUUGUAAUGUACUCUGUACAUUAUUCAAACUUUUGGCUGCCAGUGUAUAUAAAUUUGUCCCUGAAAUAUUGUUGUCCCUGAAAUAUUGUGUGAUAUAAUAUGCACUACAACUGUUAAAACAGACGAUCAGCUAUAUUUGUUUUCUGCAGGAUAGCAUUUUUUUUGUUAGACAAAUGUGUGGUACGUACAGUUGCUGUAUUUUAUGGUCUAGUGGGGUAGAAUAUCAUCUUUUGUUUUAGUUAGGGAAUAGAUGGAUAUCUACAAGCUCCAUUUGAUGAGGUGCUUAAUUACAAUACUGUGAUUUGCACAGGUAUCCAAUGCCAGCUAAAUCUAACCUGUGAAUUCAGUAAUUCUUCUGAUUUUACCAUUUUACUAGGUUUUAUUUGGCAUGAGGUUUUACUUCUCCAAACAAUUGAUGGAAAAGUAUAAAUGUCACCAGUGUUUAUAUACAGUGCCACAAAGUGUUUAUAUAGGGCUUAAAAAUACUAUACUGGGAAUAAAUUAAAAACAUUAAUUGGAAGAAAAAAAAAUAUAUCUAUUUUUUUCUUUUCUUUUUUAACUGUUAUUUAUAUAUAUAUAUAUAUAUAUAUAUAUAUAUAUAUAUAUAUAUAUAUAUAUAUAUAUAUAUAUAUAUAUAUAGCUUUGAUCUAUGCAAUGGCGCCGACAUGAUUUACCAAGACCUUUAAAACUUUGUGCAAAGACAGCAAUGACUUUGCAUGUCAUAACAUGACAGCUUUUCCUCUUGGUCUGCUGUAGACUGUGAAACAGUGCAAUGCUUUGCAAGUGACUUCAGGGCUCUUAUACUCACUGUGUGCAGCUCAGGCCUUUGCUAAUACCAAAAAAUGAUGGCAAUCCCUCUCCUCGCCAAGUUCCCAGUAUCCUGCAAUGCCUAUUUAUUCAGUUUUGUGAUUAAAUACACAGAUUUUCAAUAACUCUGUGCUGGUUAGUUUAUAUAUAUAUAUAUAUAUAUAUAUAUAUAUAUAUAUAUAUAAAAAGGGUGCCAAGUUAAAGACUUGUAGUUCCAAUGUGAAACACAACACAACACACCAAAGAGUAUUGGCAGUUGAAAUUUAUUUUACUGCUUUUAUGUGUGCUUUUACAUUUGUAAACAUGGUUUACUGAACUGGCCUUUGACUUUUGUCAUACUUGCUGUUUUCAAUAAAGAUUGUACAGUCAGUAUUAAAAACAUG